This is a messenger RNA of Nematolebias whitei (Rio pearlfish), 2774 nucleotides long. It is a transcript of the gene sgcg, whose product is annotated as sarcoglycan, gamma. Gene Ontology annotation, cellular component: sarcoglycan complex; sarcolemma. Gene Ontology annotation, biological process: heart contraction; cardiac muscle tissue development. The transcript is spliced from 8 exons. Lineage: Eukaryota; Metazoa; Chordata; Actinopteri; Cyprinodontiformes; Rivulidae. The record is from RefSeq and is a predicted model, not a curated record. Bases 173 to 1045 code for a protein of 290 amino acids.
UGGGUGGUGCGCCGUCUCGUGGAGAGCAGUCAGGAGGUUUUCCAGCUCUGGGAUUUAUGGCUCGCAGCUGUUGAGUGGCUGACAGACGUGUGAGGAGCUCGAGCCUCUUCAAGCUGCUGCAGAUCUGCUCGGCCCACACUGAAAAAGGACUGCCGUGCCUCAACGCCAACAGAUGGUACGGGAGCAGUAUGUCAGCGCCACCGAGGGCAGCAGCUCGGCCGGGCCGCUGCCUGACUACAUCUACAAGAUCGGCAUCUACGGCUGGAGGAAACGGUUUCUUUAUCUGUUUGUGCUGCUGCUCAUCGUCAUCCUGGUGGUUAACUUCGCCCUCACCAUCUGGAUCCUCCGGGUGAUGUGGUUCAACACGGACGGGAUGGGACUCCUACAAGUUCACUCUAAAGGGGUCAAGCUGGAAGAAGGCGAGUCAGAGUUUCUGUUUCCACUCUACGCUCAGGGGAUUCACUCCAGAGAAGAGUCUUCACUCCUUGUGCACUCAUCAGAAAAUGUUUCUCUCAACGCCCGUGAUGAAAAUGGAAACGUUACAGGACGGAUAUCUGUGGGUCCAAAAGAAGCUCAGGGACACACUCGAGAUCUGCUCAUUAACUCCCACAACGACCACAUGCUGUUCAGUGCAGACGGCGAGCACUCUGUGAUUGGGCCGGACAAACUUCGAGUUACAGGUCCUGAAGGAGCUCUGUUCCAGCACUCAGUGGAGGUUCCUCUACUGAAAUCAGAACCUUUCACAGACUUGAAGUUGGAGUGUCCUACACGCUCUGUGAGUUUGGACGCACCCAAAGGAGUUCAUAUCAAAGCUCUGGCUGGAAACAUUGAAGCUGCUUCCAAUAUGGACGUUAUCCUCCAGUCAAGUGAGGGUCUGCUGGUGCUGGAUGCAGAGACCGUGCGUAUGCCCAGCCUGCCCCUGAGCAAGGAGGGGGUUUCUGGCUACGCUCAGGGUCUCUACGAGGUCUGCGUCUGUCCCAGUGGAAAGCUAUUUCUAUCCAAGGCCGGAAGAACUUCCACUUGCAUCGAUUAUCACGACUGCUAGACUCUGACAAGGCCGUCGACGUUUCAUCUCUCUGAGGAUCACCCUUCUGGGACGCAACAAGCACAACUGUUCAUACGUUUGUCUUUUUCUGACGUUUUUAUACCACAAAGGAUCUGCAAUAAUCUCACCAGCACACUAAGGCUGGUAAUAUUAUAACUGCCUGCUGACGUACAUGUCAAGAUGCCCUGGAACAUUAUUUUACUGUUGCAUUUGUGAACAUCUAACUAGUCAUCUGAAUCAACAUCGAUAUAUUGUAAAUUCAUGUUUUUCGUUUCUUUACACAUGCAGUAACAUGGCUGGGCAAUGAGGGGCUGGUAACAGCUUACAUCCUAUGCAAUAUUAUCUUGUGGUGCAAUAAAUGAUGCUGACACAUAUGAAGGACUUGGAAAACCAAAACACUUGAAAGAAAGGAAGAAAUGUUUCUUAGAAAUGGUUUAUGCAAAUCUUUCUGCAAGAUUCCGAGCCCUUGGUAUGUGAUUUUUGUUUUUCUUUAAUUGUUGUUUAGCGUAUUUUCAUUUUAAAAUGGUUUUUACCAAGACUAAUCCAAAUGCAGCAUUAAUGCAGUAUCUCACUGGGCUGCUACUGUUGGUAAUUAUAUUAGCUGGAGAUAAAACUACGAGAAAAAUUGCACAUUUUCACUUGGAAGCACAUUUAUUCAGCACGUUUCUGUGCUUCAGAUUCAGUUUAUUAUUGCCAUUGUCAAUGAACAGGAUUCACAGACUAGGAACUUGCUUCGGCAUAAAGGUGCAAAUAAAAUAUAAAAAAAAAUAAAAAAUAAAACAUAUGAACACCAACCAAUACACUCUUCGCACAAAUGUUGCACGAUCUCCUGAUAAAAUUUGAGCUCCUAAACACAGAGUAAUUAUCAAACCACUGUUGCAUGACAAACCCCCCACCCCCCCCCCCCAAAAAAAAAAAACUCAACAGUUGGAAGAAUGUUGUGCAACAGUGGUGCAAUAGUUUUGUGCGACAACUGAGGUGCCUCUCUUCAGACCAGCAACUGUUUUGUCAUCAGAUAUAAAGCAAUACAAACGUCAGAGAAGAAGUGCAGAAACUGCUGGAUGGGUCCCACAGCUGGAUGAGGACCAGGCUGACAUGCUAAAAGCUGCAGCAGGUCUGCGGUCAGUGGUGCUCGUAAUGUCCGUUUAUCACUGACCCCAUCACCCUGACAGUGAAAUCCAUCCUUACCCAUCGGACUGCGUUCAAACUGGUUUAAUUACAUAUGUGAAUGGCCUAAUUGCAUAUUGAAAUUUUUUCACUCAAAUCACCUUGGGAGGUUGUCUGGACCCGUUUAAUCUGCCUGCUUUAGUAUUUUGAAUGCAAUCUGUCCUGAGCCCUACUCUGAGCCGACAGGACAAGGAUUUUAUUAAUCAGAGGGCAUUACCAGCACAAGUGUUACCCUUUAGUUUACAGUUUGUUCUCAUUGUUUUUAGAGCUGAGUGGCCCCCCUGUGGUCAUCGUAUGCUGCAGUGUGCUGUGUCAGACAUAGAACAAUCAGCAUUAUGUUGCUUUGUGUUUCUAACUGAGCAGUUUCGUUCCCAGUGAAUCAGUAAAAUAUUUUCUGCUGCCAGCACACUGUGCUUCACUGUGGUGAUUUUUUGGGGGGAAUCUUCAGUCUUUGUUCUGAGAAUGACCUCUGUGAAGUCACUGCAUUAUAUUUCUACCAUUUUGUGCCUUGAACAUCUACGUUUACCUGGACAGAAGUAAUCAGAUUAAACGGCCAUUCGAA